Messenger RNA from Cladocopium goreaui, 1015 nucleotides. Lineage: Eukaryota; Dinophyceae; Suessiales; Symbiodiniaceae. The record is from the annotation of a GenBank genome assembly.
UCUUUGUUUUGUGGACAAAAGUUGGAACUCAUUUCCUAGUUGAACAGUUGUUCAUGAAGUAAUAUGCCAUGUGCUGCUUGUGGCGAGGACCCAACUGCAACGGAAUGGAAAUGGGAUCCACUGAGGUGGGAGCUCGAUCCACCCUGCACAGAGGCUGAAUGGAGAUACUUGGCUGAUACGCCUGGUGCACCGGAAGUGAUGGCUGCACAGCAGUGCGCCUACAUGAACAAGCUAUGCCGGGGAUGCUACAACUUGAGGCUUCCUAUCAUGGCGAAAGUUCGUACCAGGAUAAGAGCCAAAGGAGGACUUGAGGAGCUUCAACCGUCCUUGAAGAUGCGCAAGGAAUAUGAAGCUGCGCAUCAGACAGAUUUGCUGAAGAAUCGUGGGGCCAAGAUCAGUGGCUUGCACAGCGCCGAGCAUUUAAACGGACAACUCUGCAGGCUCGUUGAAAAGGAUGCCGAAAAGGGGCGGUGGACUGUCGAAUUUGUCGAUGGCGAAAGAAAGGCAAUCAAAGAAGCGAAUCUAAGCGCAUCGGAGGAGAUUGACAUGGAGUGGGAAGCCGCGCGGAUACAGUAUGCCUCCAAGAACCGGACAGCUGCCCAAACUGAUGGCAAACCUGUGGCACGGCCAUUGGGGACCAAUACAGCCUGGCCAAAGGUGAAAGGCAUCCAUCCAGGUGCCGUGGUUCGCCUGCAAAAUCUGAAGACGAAGGAGCUGAAUGGAAGGAAAGGUCGGUGCAUCAGCUUUGACAACGAGGCCGGCAGGUGGAAGAUUGAUUUGGGAGAUGAGUACAAGUCACUGAAGACUGAAAAUUUGGUGCCAGCUCCAGAUGAGAAGCCACCCACGCGACAAAGUGCUCUGCAAGAGAAGAACGCAGCAGCUGCAGACAGCGAAAGGCGAGAAGCCCUUAACGCGCGGGAAAGGCACGCUGAGGAUUACGGUUGGGACGGUUGACAUUGGCGCUGGGUAAUGGCCACCCAAUCUACAGAGGAGCCAGGACAUGACCAUGGAAAAA